GGUUGUUCUCGGACCCUCAAGACUCCGAGUGAUCCUGAUCAGGACUUAGGGGAAAGAAAGUCGAGCCAGACUAUAUGUAAGGACGACCAACCUCCGAGGGAUGGAUCCUCAAGUUGUCUAGCUUUGAGGCGAACAGAUUUAAGGGAAAAGUCGAAUAGUAUGGAUACGGAUACCAGAGAACAAGAGCUGAGUGAGAAAGAAAAAGAGAACGAAGAUGUUAAAAAGAGUAUUUCUGAACAAGAGGAUCUAGCCAGACUUGGUGCUAUUGACCUGUUGACAGACGAUGUAUUAGCCGCAUCUCUUAUUCAAGCGACCACUAGGCCUUCCUCGACCAGCCAUGAUAUGAUGUUAUCCAAAAGACUUGCUUCUUCAGUCUCUUCAGAAAGAUUAUCUCCUGAUAUUAUUGCUGCCCAAGCCACUUCGGCCAGCGUACCUACUAUGUCCUUGUCGGAAGGUACCAGUGCAAACGUCAUUAGCACCAUCGCCACUCUUUCUACUGACGCCAUUUCAGACCACUCCUGUCCUGCUCCAGUGCCCUCAACUUCUCUUCCACUGCCAGCCUCGAAUAGUGUGGUCACAGUUGCUUCCAGUGGCAGCCUGAUUAUAUUGAGCCCUGCAGAAAAAGCCCAAGUGGAUGCAUUACGAAUUGCCAGUUUGGUAGCUGCCUCACUAGUUGAUGAAAAGCUACCAAGUGUCGAGAUCGUCGUAGGGGAAGGAGCUGAAGACGGAAAUGUCAAAGCCGGUCAACUGUACAGCUUAGAUGACCGACUAGAGAUGAUCGAGCUGGAGAACGGAAAGGGGUGGAUACGUGAGUACUUUUGCCAAUACAAAGGCGAUUUUGUAUGUCCCUGCAAUUUAGUGUAA
This is a messenger RNA of Protopolystoma xenopodis, 864 nucleotides long. Lineage: Eukaryota; Metazoa; Platyhelminthes; Monogenea; Polystomatidea; Polystomatidae. The record is from the annotation of a GenBank genome assembly.